AAUGGUAGGCUUUACGUCCCGCCUUUGAGCACUUUGAGACUGUUUAAAGUUGCACUUUGAUUUCCCCCUUUCUAUCUAAAAUCCAACUCCCCUCAUUUUAAAUUGGACAUUUGCAUCACUCUGAUUGGGACCACAGAACAGCGCCAGAGGAGCCAUGGCUUCUGGAACAGCACUCAUUUAUGAUGAUGAAAUGAGAAACCAUAAGCUAAUUUGGGAUGAUCCAAUCUGUGAGAUUGAAGUACCUGAGAGACUCUGUUCUUGCUACGAGCAACUUCAGGGUUAUAAUCUGAUCGAAAGAUGCACAUCUGUACCUGUCAGAGAAGCCACUGAAGAUGAGAUCAUGCUGGUUCACAGUUCAGACUACUUGGAAAUUGUAAAAAGCACUGAGAAAAUGAAGCAAGAAGAACUCCGGAAAAUCUCUGCUGAUUUUGAUGCUGUUUACUUCCAUCCAACUACAUACCUCUGUGCCAAAUUGGCUGCCGGAGCCACACUGGAACUGGUGGAUGCAGUGAUGUUGGGAAGAACUCGUAACGGGAUGGCUUUAGUAAGGCCUCCGGGUCACCACAGCCAGAGAAAUGCAGCCAAUGGGUUCUGCAUAUUCAACAAUGUUGCUAUUGCUGCAAAAUAUGCCCAAAAGAAAUAUGGUUUGGAGAGGAUUCUUAUUGUUGACUGGGAUGUACAUCAUGGCCAAGGAAUUCAGUACAUAUUUGAUGAAGAUCCAAGUGUUCUCUAUUUUUCCUGGCAUCGAUUUGAGCACCAGCAGUUCUGGCCUUCUCUCAAGGAAUCGGAUUAUGAUGCUGUUGGACAGGGAAAAGGGAAGGGAUUCAACAUAAAUGUACCUUGGAAUAAGGUCGGAAUGGGAAAUGCGGAUUAUGUUGCAGUAUUUCUUCAUGUAUUGCUCCCAUUGGUUUUUGAGUUUGAUCCAGAGCUUGUUUUGGUCUCUGCUGGUUUCGACUCUGGAAUUGGGGAUCCAGAGGGUCAGAUGUGUGCUACACCUGAAUGUUUUGCCCACCUUACUCAUUUCCUAAUGCAUCUAGCAAAAGGAAAAUUGUGUCUGGUUCUAGAGGGUGGAUAUCACCUGAGGUCACUCUCUGAAUCGGUUUGCAUGACUAUAAAAACUCUGCUUGGAGAUCCGUUGCCCCGUUUGUCUGGAGAAAUGGCACCAUGCUUAAGUGCACUAGAAUCAAUCCAUAAUGUGAGAGCUGCACACAAGACAUACUGGAAAUGUUUGCUGCAUGAAGGCACAACUCCAUUGCAAGACCUCAGCACCAGAUCCCAUCUGACAGGGAAAGUAGAGCCUGCACAAACUCCGCAAGAGGCAAAGAAAGAUGAGGUCAUUGAAACAGAUAGGUUUUUGGACCAGCAUAUGAAAAAUAUUGCGUCCUUGAAAUCGCCUUUCAGAAUAGCAGUAGCUCUUGAUGAAAGUGAUUCACAUUUGCUACCACCGUCUGUUCAGAUCGAGAAGGGAACAGAUGCAAAGGAGCUACGGACCACAAGCAGCGUAUUUGAUUCUAAACUUCUGAAAGAGGAAAAGGUCUUGAAGAUGUUGGCUUUUCUGGAAAAAAUAAUUAAAAAGGAGGUGACCAGUGGCCUUGCAACAUCACCUGUAGUUUCGGAAUCCUUGGCUAUUGUUCUAAAACACUGCAGCAGCCUGAAGGUACAAAAGGUCCUGUGUGUAUUUGUCGGUGACAUGGAUAUGAAAAUUGACUUGGAGGAUGGAAAAGUGCUUUUGAUUAAUAUCUCUGCUAAGCAAUUGGAACGAUCUAACACCAAAUAUAAUAUAUUUCUCCACUGGAAGGAGAAAGAUCUUGAAACAACCACCUUCAUCUCCGCUCUCACUGGACUUAUUCUUCCGGUGGCAUAUAGCUAUCAGCCUGAUCUAACUGUUGUCAUCAUUGGGCAAAACCAGAGCCUCAGUCAAAAUGGCAUUUCUUUACUUAUCAGUUUACUGCAAGGAUUAGCACAGUCUCAGGUUCUUGUUCUGAUUCAGGAGUCAGAAUCAAAACUAUUGCAAGAUGUAAUCAAGCUAUUGAUGGGAGACUUUACACCUUUUUUGGGAAACUACACCCCUGCUUCAAAAGAGAAUGUACAAAUGCUAACGGAAUUAAGACAACAGCUUCAGCAGGAAUGGAAAAUGCUCCAGUGUUCAGCAGAGGUUUCCAGUGCUGAAAAAUGAAAUUUACUUGGCUGUUGUUUUGGUUGCAGUUGUCGUAAAUAGAACGUAAAGGAGGAGAAAACGGAGUCUUACUCAAUACCAAAAAAAUGAAGAAUGAACUAUGCAUCAUGAAUGACAGUGAAAGGCCCAUUGGAAACCACAUUCUUUGUAGAUAUACGCAUAUUGUUCAUUUGUUUGUAUAUUGAAAUAUAUAAUUAAUUACUAAAUUGGAAGCGACCAGAAGGGCUAUCCAGGCCAAGCCCUUGCCAUGCAGAAAUACAUAAGUUAAGCACUCCCGACAGAGUUUUAGUUUGUUGCCAACAUGCUGCCGAAAAGACCACCUUACUUGCUAUGUCUCUGAAGAAUAUUUUAUCCAUUGUAGGAGUGCAACUUUGGUUCAGCCUUCAAAAGAAAAUGGACGUUCAAAAAAAUCAGGUUCACUGCUAAAUGGAUUAAUGUCUGAUUUUAUCCCAUCACAUGUUUACUUUGGUCAAUUAUACCUGUCAAAAGAUUAGAUGCAUCCUGUUACACAGAAAGUACAGUAUGGCGGAUUAUUAAUACUACUGGAACAUUUAUUCUCUUAUGGGCAGUGAUUAUUGUCAGAGAUAGCUGUGACAUAGUUUUGAUGAACAGCUGCUAUAUAGUUGAGGUGACACUUUGUAGUUUGUUCCUAUUAUUCUAAAUUUUGUGUGAUUUACCAGUAAAGAACAAAGAAGGAAAACAUUAGACAUUGAUGUCUAUGGACAUAAAAUUCAUAAAACAGCUGUCAAAAUGAUCAGGAGUCUAGAUUAACCUCUCUUCAAAGAAAGGUUAAAACUUUUGAGAUUAUUUGGUUUUGACCAAAUUUAAAUAAAGUGGGGGGCAUGUUGUGGAAUAUGUGUUCCAAGUGUGAUUGAGAUCUACCGAUGUCUGGGUUCACAGUGCUCUCUGGAUGCAGGUGAACCGCAACUCCCCCAAAUCAAGGUGAAUUCCCCCCCCCCCCAAAGACCUCCAGUAUUUUUUGCUGGUCAUGGGAGCUCUGUGUACCAAGUUUGGUCCAGUUCAUCUUUGGUGGAGUUAAGAGUGCUCAUUGAUUGAAGGUGAACUAUAAAUCCCAGUACCUACAACUCCAAAAUGUUCGGGCCAAUUCCCCUCAAAACCCACCAGUAUUCAAAUUCGGGCAUAUCUGGUAUGCAUGUCAAGUUUGGUCCAGAUCCAUCAUUGUUUUGGUUCAUAGUGCGCUCUGGAUGUAGGUGAACUAACAACUUCUAUAAAUCCCUCCAAAGACCUCCAGUAUUUUUUGCUGGUCAUGGGGGCUCUAUGUGCUAAGUUUGGUCCAGUUCAUCUUUGGUGGAGUUAAGAGUGCUCAUUGAUUGAAGGUGAACUAUAAAUCCCAGUACCUACAACUCCAAAAUGUUCAGGCCAAUUCCCCUCGAAACCCACCAGUAUUCAAAUUCGGGCAUAUCUGGUAUGCAUGUCAAGUUUGGUCCAGAUCCAUCAUUGUUUUGGUUCAUAGUGCACUCUGGAUGUAGGUGAACUACAACUUCUAUAAAUCCCUUCAAAGACCUCCAGUAUUUUUUCUUGGUCAUGGUGGUUCUGUGUGCCAAGUAUGGUCCAAUUCCAUCUUUGGUGGAGUUCAGAGUGCUCAAUGAUUGCAGGUGAACUAUACAUCCCAGCACCUACAAUUAUAAAUCAUGGUGAAUUCUCCCCAAAACUCUCUAGUUGUAUGUUCAGUUGCUGAUCAAUUCCUCUGUUUUCUCUGUGCCAUAGAAAAGAAUAGGAAAGGGUUAAGGGAGAAGCAAUGGGCAGGAUCAUGCAAAUUCCACAACCAUAGAGUAAGAUACACUGAGAUAUCUGUGGUGGAGGAAACACCUACAACUUUGGAUUAAAUUGUCCCCAUAUGAAAGCCUUCAUUUGGGUGGGGGGCAGAAUGAUGUUUGUGAAGGACAUCAGCAGAACUCUUGGACAUGAUCAUGGCGCUCACUAUAACCUGCAAUGUCAUUGGAGGGAGGGCCAUUGGUGGCUCCUGAAUAAUAGGAAUUAUAGCUGUUUGUGGAGGCAGUAGCUUGUCUGUGUAAGUGUCUGUGUUCAUCCCUGCCCAAAAAAAAUUAUGAAAACUUUAGAAAAGCAACUUAGUCCAAAUAAAAUGUGUUUGUGUGCUAGUGCAAUUCAAUAGUGGUCUUACUGAAAGUAUUAUGUUAAUGCAUAUGGUAAAUUAAGAACCUUUAUUGAUACAAAUAUAAAUUCUGAACGUAUAUUUUGAUAACUGUCUAUAAAUGUACGUAACAGUUUUAGUUAAGGAAAUGUUUUUCAUUUUAGUGAUUGAAUGUAUAUAUUUUACAAAUAGGCAUUUCUGUCUUUACUCAAUUAACUUUUGAUCAUAUGAUAAGAUUGAUCAGCUUCUACUUGUAAGACACAAAUCUACUUUGAAAUGUUUUAUUCAGUAUGGCUACCGACAUCCCUUGAAUAUUAAUAAAGUGGCUUAACAUUAUAAAA
This is a messenger RNA of Anolis carolinensis (green anole), 4630 nucleotides long. RefSeq names its product histone deacetylase 10 (gene hdac10). The transcript has 21 exons. Gene Ontology annotation, molecular function: deacetylase activity. Lineage: Eukaryota; Metazoa; Chordata; Lepidosauria; Squamata; Anolidae. Gene Ontology annotation, biological process: negative regulation of transcription by RNA polymerase II. Bases 155 to 2176 code for a protein of 673 amino acids. The record is from RefSeq and is a predicted model, not a curated record.